AUGCCGUUCAACUGGAAGGCUCUUGAUAGCUCAUUGACACCCAUCCACUGUCUCUCUGCAAAGAUUAGAUGUCUCAUAAAAGUCGAAACGUUUUGCUUCAGCGUCGCAGUGAACUGGGCUUUACGCAAGGAAGUUGACAUCAUUUCUAUGAGUUGGACAAUUGACAAAAAUGACCCGAAUACCCAGGCGACUGACGAAUUCAAAAAGGCUAUAAGCCAAAGCUGGAGGUUUUCCCAAGUCAGCGUGCAUGGGGUGUUCAAGAUUGGUUCCGCUACCAAAACUGGCAAUUUAGUCAAAGCUUAUUCCGGAGACACAGGGAACGUUCAGUUCAUUCUCCUGAGUCUCAAUGCCCUCGUGAACCUUGACAAGGAGUCAAAGGCUCUCAGUGGAAUUUCGAUUGCCACUGCCCUCAUAUCAGGCCUCGCUGCCUUGAUCAUCCUCUGUGCUGACCCUGUGGAUCAGGAUAGGGGAAAGAAGCCGGGAUGUGGACAGUGUUUGCAACAGGCCAAAACCAUGAAGGCAGCCUUUCAGCGCAUGGGAGAUAAAGGUAAUGAAGAGAAAUAUCCCGAAGUUCACAAAAUUUUCACUUGA
Aspergillus steynii IBT 23096 is the source of this 591-nucleotide messenger RNA. RefSeq lists its product as uncharacterized. The record is from RefSeq and is a predicted model, not a curated record. Gene Ontology annotation, biological process: proteolysis. NCBI's taxonomy places the organism in Eukaryota, Fungi, Ascomycota, Eurotiomycetes, Eurotiales, Aspergillaceae. Bases 1 to 591 code for a protein of 196 amino acids. The transcript is spliced from 4 exons. Gene Ontology annotation, molecular function: serine-type endopeptidase activity.